AUGUCGGCGAAAAUAAAGCCUCGGCUUGCUUGGGAUGAAGAGCUUUUUGCUCUCCUGAAGAACGACGCAUAUGUUAGAGGAGGAUCACCUUAUGGGGAUUCUUUGCAGCAACUUACAUCCAGGCGUUCUAUUCACCGCGAAGCUGUCGAAAGAUGGCUCUCCGAUCACCUUGCUGAUGGCCAAAGGAUCCCUGAUGAUAGUGAGUUUCUUUGGAUAUACGACGUAAUCGAUACGAACCGCACCGGUCGAGACGAUUUGGAUUAUAUUGCCGAAUUACUUAUCGAAAACGAGUACGAUUCUCCAUGGAUAGUCCGUGAGGAGCAUCUGAACUCAAACUCGAAGCUCAAAGAGCCGGAUCCCCGACGGCAUGCUCCAGAUUGUGUCCAUCAACUCUCAGGAAACCGUACCAUCGAACCUGAGGCGAAUGACUGGCACCACGACCAACCAAAGCCUAAUUCCACAACUGUUACUGCACCUCUUGGCAUAGCCGGCUUUCGGCCCUAUGAAUUCAAGAAGGACAUACCAGCAUUCGGAAAGGAAACAUCAGAGUUGUGGCACCAGGCUCAGAUAUCAGAGUGUAGGUCUCACAUUCGAGUCCGGGAACAAUCCAUUGAGGUGUUCUAUGUGCCUCAUGACACUUCUGUUUCGGAACAUCUAGAGAAUGAGGGACGUCUUCAGGAUUUAACUGAGCGCAUAAGUAAAUCCAUCGAAAGUGCUUUGUCGGCAAUCUCCUGGCUUCAAGAAAACCGUAGAUGUUGCGACCGCCUGACUUUCCUGCGGCCUCUUCAAGGAAGCCCAGAGAUAGAGGCAACACCAUUAGUCAUCGAAAGCUCAUAUAUACCGAUCGAACUUGUUCUGAAACUAUCGAGAGCGUUCCAAAGCUUUCGAGAAACUAUAAUAUCUCAGGGUAGCAUUUUUUCAUUCAUCCAUCGCGCUCUAGAAUAUGCCCCUGGUGUUACUAUGGCUGCCACAGCGUUAGGACCCGCGACGGCCUUGGGCGUCGGUACAUUCUUUGCUGCUGCAGCCGGUAUCAAUCAUCGACGCUCUCGAAUCUCAAAGGGAAUAGAGCUUGAUGUAUUAGUCCACGCGGUUUUGAGCCGACUUGGACCGGGCUUUCGUUCGCUGCCUGCCGGUAUCGAGCCAGAAAACCAAUCCGAGCGACACACUUUCCCACUUAUUCAAAGAUCGGCCUCGUCGGUACAGUUCUUAUGUACCGUCAUUCAGUCUUAUUUUCAAGCACAUAUUGGAGAGUUGAACUACCCAUGGUUGGUUUCACCCGUAUCUUCAGUCAAAUUAGGAGGAAUAAAUAUACCUUCGGGGCCACAUAUCACAGCGUCUCUACAUGAACUCACCUGUCUCGGAAAGAUGUUGGGGGAAAGAGUGAUGGUGUUCCAUUACGGACAGUCAGACUGGCAGCCUAGCGGUGAAUGUGAUCUUUUCACGAGCCCCGAGGAGCUUGUGGACAUGUGGGGACCAGCAUCGCUUUUUCGUUUGGUCCGCUCGAUUCCCUCUGCCGGAGGAAUAAAGUCUAUCUAUAUCAGGGGCGGCUUUAUCCUCCCUGUGCCUGGUAGAGUCGGAGCGUGGCACUGGAGUCCAGGUUCAGACUUCGAAAAGGUGCUGGACGACCAAGAAAUGCUGGAAAGGGGCCGUAAGGCCCAGCAUAAGGAAGAAGGCCUCCAAGUACCACGAAUACGAAACGAUGCUGUCCUAGAUACUAAGGCAUUGGAAGAAGAACUUUCAGCAUUCCAGCUUGAUUUAAGUUCCGACGAUAAUAUGGUCACUGGAAGCGACCUUCACCCACGCGGAUAUUUGGAUAUUAGCCCUGGUUGCGGGCCCAACACAAGGAUUCUGAAUGGUGCGACACUUCAAGUGAACAAGGCCUGUCCGCUCAGUACACCGGAUGCUCAGAAGAAUCUUCGCUGCCGCUUGCAAGACUCGCUUCGUACCAUCGGUACAUACGACCCCAUAUGGACCUUGAAAGCUCUCCAGGUUGGUGUCCAAGGUGGACAAUACAUCAUUCCACAAGUCACCGGAACGUUCGAAUACAUGCCUGGAAAGACUCGCAAGGAGGUCCUUCUAGACACCGUUACAUGUAUGACUUCCGAAAUUGCUAGCCAACUCCGGGAAUCAUGGGGCCUUCACAUUAGUCUAUGCACAGGAGCGGCCGUGCGAGUCAAACUCCAAGAGGUUUUGGCCGAUUGCAUAGUGCCUUAUUGGUGUGGCAGGAUCGUUUUAGCAUCACUGACGCAUUGCGGGAAGGUCGCUUCGAGAGAUGGUUCGAAAGAUUAG
Molecule: messenger RNA, 2289 nt
Organism: Mytilinidion resinicola
Lineage: Eukaryota; Fungi; Ascomycota; Dothideomycetes; Mytilinidiales; Mytilinidiaceae
Exons: 1
Coding region: 1-2289 (762 amino acids)
Source: RefSeq, a predicted model, not a curated record